Molecule: messenger RNA, 1248 nt
Organism: Ostertagia ostertagi
Lineage: Eukaryota; Metazoa; Nematoda; Chromadorea; Rhabditida; Trichostrongylidae
Source: the annotation of a GenBank genome assembly
GUUAUCGCACCAGCGUCGAGAGAAUCGCGAGAAAUAAAAUGGUUAGGGCGAAAAGAGAGGAAGGAGGUUAUCCAAACGUGCGACCAGUACAAUGCUCCUGGUCGCUAUAUGGUGUACUGUAGUGGUAAAUUGCUGCAAGCUGUGAUGGCCACCAAGCUCUACAACGACUCAAAAACGUUCGUCGAUCAACCAAUGAAGGAGGGACGAACCGGGAGUCAAAUAAUCAGCGAUUUCGAGCGGCAGUUUCCGCAGCCUGUUUCACAGAUCUCAAAAGACGACGUGAAGAGAUUUGUCGACGAGAACUUCGACAAGGAAGGACAAGAGCUUCGUAGCUGCACCCUCUCCGACUGGACCAGGUAUCCGGCAAGUUUCAAAACGAUCAAGGACAAUAACCUGCGAUUGUUCGCUUUGAAUUUGAACGCAAUCUGGAAGGAACUUUGUCGCGAGAUGAAGCCCGCUGUCAAGGAUUCUCCCGAGCGAUUUUCACUUCUAUACGUCCCUCAUCGCUUUGUUGUACCUGGAGGACGAUUUCGCGAAUUCUACUACUGGGAUGCUUACUGGAUCGUGAAGGGUUUACUCGCGUCAGGAAUGACGGACACCACAAAAAGUAUGAUUGACAAUUUCGCCUACAUCGUUGAUACCUAUGGAUUUAUCCCGAAUGGUGGUCGAGUUUACUAUCUACGACGAUCACAGCCACCGCUAUUUAUACCAAUGGUCUAUGAAUAUUACUUGGCUACAAGAGACAAAGAAUUCCUUCGUACAAUGCUUCCCAUUAUGGAGAAAGAAAUUCAAUUCUGGCAAAAAAAUCGCACAGUAUCUCUUGGAGUCGACGGAGAAACCAUCACGAUGUAUCAGUACAGGACUCCUUCCACGGUGCCAAGACCAGAAUCCUAUCGCGAAGACGCCUCAGCCGCUGCAAAUAUAACCGAUCCAGACGCUAAACUUCAAUUCUACCAGGAUAUAGCCAGCGGAGCCGAAUCCGGAUGGGAUUUCUCUAUUCGUUGGUUCGCCGAUAAAGUCUCGCUCAACUCCAUUGAAACCACUAACGUGGUCCCAGUUGAUCUCAACGCUUUCAUCUGUUACAAUUUACACAUUCUAGGAGCUUUACACGCUGAAGUCGGAAAUGAGCAUAAGAGCUCGUCUUGGACUGCACAAUAUAUCAAAUUCCGUGGAGAUUAUUUCGAAAAGAUCUUUUAUGUGAAGAAGCCCAAAGGCUGGUAUGACUACAACUCUCACGUCAAAAACUAA